AUGGCGGCCCGGCAGGCGCGAGCGUCCUCUGUGGUGCUUCUGGCCGCCGCCGCCCUCCGCUCUCUGGACCUGCGAGUUCGGCUGCCAGAGCACGACUCCAGCUGCCGAGGUCUGUCAGCGCCCAGGCCGCACUGCCGCUCCGCGCCGCCCCCCUUCGCCCUGCUGCCCGGCCACCCCCCGGCCUCUGCCCCGGCCCCGGCCCCAGCCGCCGCCGCGCUGGACUCGCACUGCGGCCGCCGCUUCAACUCCACCAUCUCCGGGCUCUGGAGGCGCUGCCACCGCGCGGGCUACGAGCCAGACAGCGAGGAGCUCAUCCGGCAAGGAGUUAUUCAGCGUUGCACUGCUGUGAAGUACCAUUACACUUCAUCCUCUCUGCCACGCAAUUUACCCAUCAAUAUUACCAACAUUAUCCGGCAGGAUGAGUGGCAUGCUCUCCAUCUGCGGAGAAUGACAGCCGGCUUCAUUGGCAUGGCAGUCUCCAUCAUCCUGUUUGGCUGGAUCAUUGGUAUGCUGGGCUGCUGUAAACAGCAUGAGCUCAUGCAAUACGUGGCAGGACUGCUCUUCCUCAUGGGAGGUACAUGCUGUAUCAUCUCACUCUGUACCUGUGUGGCUGGGAUUAAUUUUGAGUUGUCUCGCUAUCCUCGCUAUGUCUAUGGGCUGCCAGAGGAUAUCAGCCAUGGCUACGGCUGGUCCAUGUUCUGUGCCUGGGGAGGCCUGGGACUUACUCUUUUGGCUGGAUUCCUCUGCACACUGGCCCCCUCACUCAAUGCCUCUCGUACUGCUGUACAGAAACCCAGACAGGAAAAUGGAGCUGUGUGACCUCAAAGGGUGCAGGAGAAGAGACUCCAGCAAGCACAGCCUAGGUAAAGCUGUGGGUUAACAGCACCAUGGAGAUGGCAUUUCUGCGCCAUUGCUGAGGGUGUACAAACUAGGGAUGUUAAAGGUUUUUGGCCAAGUCCUGUGGCAAAUACAAUCCUGUGGUUCUCCUGCUACAGAAUUUCUGUCUUAGACACAGACUCGCUCACUGAUUUAAGAGGGACUUUUUCUUUUAUAUACAAGGGAUUAUCUCCGGUUUGUUUG
Chelonoidis abingdonii (Abingdon island giant tortoise) is the source of this 1080-nucleotide messenger RNA. Its product is annotated as transmembrane protein 178B-like. Gene Ontology annotation, cellular component: membrane. Lineage: Eukaryota; Metazoa; Chordata; Testudines; Testudinidae. The record is from RefSeq and is a predicted model, not a curated record.